GGGAGGAAACAGGAGGGAAAGGAGUGGCUUUCUGUAGAUAGCUGUUCUUUCUGCCAGAGCUCGCCCUCUCAGUGGCGGCUUUAGGAGUGACAAUAGAGGAGCCGACUGGGACAGAGGAAACGGGGAGAAAACACAGCCAACCUCUACAUUGUCUCAGUCAGCGCAAUGGCGUCGGUUACUCCGCAAAAGAGGAUGGUGUCCUCCGUCUUCAUCACGCUGGCGCCCCCUUACAAAGCCACCGUCACGCAGCACCAGCAUGCACGCACACACAGCGCUACCGCCAAUGACCCGCCACAUACGUCCGCCCAGCGGGUCAACCCCGACGCCAGCAGCACCCGCAAGCCCAGUGUCAGCGGCACUCAGCAGGGCUCCACAAGCAUGCGGGAGAGAGCUCCGUCUGGGUCCCAGGUAGAGACACAGAGCCGGGUCCAGAGCGCAACACCUUCCCCGGCAAGACCCUCAGAAUCCAGACCUCCACCGAGCCCAGUGACCUGUGACCUCAGCCUUGGAUUGGGAGUCAAACAGCGCACAAAUACCACAGCUGGCAGAGGUCCUGAAGAGCUCCUCCCUCCCCCUCCCCCUUCUGUCCUAUCUGUGGCCACUGAGUUGAUUGAGGAUCCUGCAUCUCUCCUGCCUCCUCCACCCAUACCAGCACCCCACACUGCCCCCCUCCUCCAGCAUGAGUCCCCAGACAGACCACCAGUGUCUGACCAACUAAGCUCUGAAGCAGAUAGACAGCCAGAGAAAAGCGCACCCUCUAGUGGGAGGGACCCCAACAAACCAUCCCAGUGGAUCCCAAGCCAUCCAAAGGAGCAUCUAGAGACAGCAGAGACCAAGGAUGUGUGUGGUUUCUGCCGCAAGCCUGUGGCGCUGAGUGAAGCUGCCAUAGAGGCUCUUAACAGGACAUACCACGCCACCUGCUUCCAGUGUAGACAGUGCCACAUUCCUCUGGCUGGUAAAAUGUACUAUAACAAGGCAGGAAUACCACUCUGUGAGGACUGCUACCAGGCCAGUUUGGAACUUUGCUGGGCUUGUGGAGACGUUAUUAAAGACCAAGUUAUCCGUGCACUGGAGAGAGUUUACCACCCAAAUUGUUUUAUAUGUUCAACGUGCAGCCAACAGAUCGGAGAGCAGAGAUUUGCUCAGGGAGAGGUUGGGGAAGUGUACUGCCUACAGGAUUACUACAGGAAAUACGCUCCCCGGUGCAGCGCAUGCCAGCAGCUGAUCAUUCCAAGAGAGGACGGCACCGACAGCUACACGGUGGAGUGCCUGGGUCGCUCCUUCCACGAGGAUUGCUAUCGCUGUGAGGUCUGCAGUACUCAGCUCUCCCCAGAACCAAACGAAUAUGGCUGCCAUCCACUGGACGGGAGGGUGCUGUGCAAGCCUUGUCACCUGACCAUGGUUCAGUCUGCACAGCUCUGAUGUUAAACUCAGAACCAGGGCCUGUGUUCACACACUGCUGAUCUAGGAUCAGUUUGGCCUUUUAUAUCAUAAUGAAUAUCUGAUUAAUUUGACUUUAUGGAAAUGGCGGACCUGAUCUUACGUUAGUAUUCUUUCCCUGAAACACUGUGAAUAUAGGCCAAGGAAUCAGGGCUGGAUUCAGAGCCAGAGCUGAUCUAAUCGGCACAGACAUCCAAAUGUGCAAUGGAGCCAAUGGAGAGGCCGGCUGAAAGUCAACAGUGUCUUGUUUGGAUUGUAAGGGAGAAUAAUCAAUGACGCUUGGGGGGAAGAUGUGACUUCCUUAUUCUGCAUUAUGGGAAUAAAUUGUUGGACCUUGAA
This is a messenger RNA of Esox lucius (northern pike), 1779 nucleotides long. It is a transcript of the gene fblim1, whose product is annotated as filamin binding LIM protein 1. Gene Ontology annotation, cellular component: focal adhesion; stress fiber. Lineage: Eukaryota; Metazoa; Chordata; Actinopteri; Esociformes; Esocidae. Gene Ontology annotation, biological process: cell-cell adhesion. Gene Ontology annotation, molecular function: filamin binding. The record is from RefSeq and is a predicted model, not a curated record. Bases 166 to 1422 code for a protein of 418 amino acids. The transcript has 8 exons.